Tetrahymena thermophila SB210 is the source of this 1359-nucleotide messenger RNA. RefSeq lists its product as hypothetical. The record is from RefSeq and is a predicted model, not a curated record. The transcript is spliced from 11 exons. NCBI's taxonomy places the organism in Eukaryota, Ciliophora, Oligohymenophorea, Hymenostomatida, Tetrahymenidae.
AUGUAGAGACUUUUAAAUCACAACGAAAAUGAUGCGAACUGGGAGUAGAAGAGAGGAAUAUAUCACACACUAGGACUUCACUUUAACUCAACUGCUGACGAAAUUGAAAAAAAUUACAAUUUUCUGAAUAAUUUUUACGAAUCUCAUAAUGAAAAUCAGAAGUCAAUAGAUUUACAAAAGAAAAUUAGAUUAGCAUAUGACUAGCUUAAAAAUAUUAAAGAAAAAGAAAAAUACAUACAUGAGCUAAAAAUAAGAAGCUAUUUAUGUCAGCAUCUUGAGCAUUAUUAUAUGCAAUAUCAUGAGCUUAAGAUGUUUCCCUUUUUUAUUUUUUAAGUUUUUCAUAAGAAAUGCAAAGAAAAUGUAAUACUUGAAUUUAACUUUGUGAACCAGACAAUCACUGAAAUUAAUGAAGGAAAAUAAGUGCAAGCAUUUCUUUUUUGUGCAAUAAGUAGUGUGCUUUUUGGUGAAAGGGAGAAUGAAUUUAUAUUUUAUUUAUGGGACUCUGGUAAGAUAAAACCAUAAAACUACAAAGCAAAGUAUACCUAAUAAAGAGAUUUGAUCGUUUAAAUUUCACUCAUGGCAAAAUAUUUUUAUGAAGAAACUAAACCUAUUUUAAGACUUUAGAAUCCAAAUUUUGGUGAAAAUGAGUUAAGGCAUUUGCAUUCUACUUAUGAGCAUAAAUAAUUUACUAAUAAAAUAUAUUGGAGAGAUAGAGUGAUGCCUCCCAAAAGAGAAAGAAAAUAUAAAGCAAGGAGAGUUAGUUCUUUGUCUUCAUUGUUUAAAAACGAGUUAGUAUACAUCGAAAUAGGAGUUUCUCAAAUGCUCAUCUCUAAAGAUGAAGAUUUUAGAAAUAUAUUACAUGUCAUUCCUCUGAAAAAAGACUAUGUUUAAUUCAUCACAAAAAAUCAUUAAAUUCAUUUUUGUUUAAGUAAUGAGGAGGUUUUUAAAUUUUAACUUGAAAAAGAUUAUGACAUAGAACAAUUUGCUCAUUCGCUUAAAAGGACAAUGGAAAUGAAUCCCUAACAAAUAAAACAUCUUUAUGAUGUCAUGGAGUCUGAUAACUCUAUAAAACAUGGAAUCCUGGUUUAAGACAAGAGUGAAUUUUGCUUAAAAUUAUUUGAUAAGAUUAAUUAGUGCUAAAACGUAAUAAAAAAAAUGACUUCUAAAGUAGAAUAACUAGUUUAAGAAGAGUAAAGCGAUGUUCUAGAUUCUAAACUUUGGGAUAAAAACCAAACAAUUACCUAUUCAAAAUUAGGAAACUAGAAAAAAUAAAAAUAAAAAAACAAUAUAGGUAUAGGCUACAGUAUGCCUUCGCAUUAUAACAAUCCAUACAGUUCUGUAUCUUCUAACAUGAAUUGA